Molecule: messenger RNA, 1242 nt
Organism: Branchiostoma belcheri (Belcher's lancelet)
Lineage: Eukaryota; Metazoa; Chordata; Leptocardii; Amphioxiformes; Branchiostomatidae
Exons: 9
Coding region: 136-1008 (290 amino acids)
Cellular component (GO): cytoplasmic vesicle
Source: RefSeq, a predicted model, not a curated record
GCUCACACAUGCGCACUGACGUCACCUCCACGACUGCAACUUUUUCCCCAUGACGAGAUAGUGUCGGCAGUCCAAAAUUCUCCGGUUUUUCUCCCAAAACUUGCUCCUCCCGGCCGCCACAGCCCCGUCAGCGCCAUGUACUGGAUCCUGGGAGUACUCCUGGUCGCUUCUUGUGCCCUAGGACAAGAAACAUGUAACACCUAUACUGACUGUAACACCUGUCAGACAAACAACUGUAGCUGGGUGAACUGCACAACAGAGAACACAGCUGGUACAGACGUGCUCAAGUGUGCAACACGAGGAAAUGAGUCCCAGACUUGUGAAAGCCCAGUCAAUAUCACUGCGUGUUCAGCCGUGACAGUUGCUCCAAACACAACUAUUGCUCCCACUACUCAAGCUCCAACAACCCCCAAUGGUACAACAGGGCCGACCACCCUGCCUCCCUCUACUCCAGCCAACACUACAGCCAACCCUAGCACGGCAAAACCGACCACGAAGCCAGGUUCAAAAACGACUGCCCAGCCGACAGAAGGCCCAACAAAAAGCCCACAGAAAGGAGGUUUUGACGCCGCGAGCUUCAUUGGGGGUAUCGUCCUCUGCGGCGGCCUGAUAGCUCUCAUCUUCUUCGGCUGCAAGUUUUGGAAGUCCCGCUCUUCUCCAAACUACCACACGUUUAACUCAGUGUCAUUCGGUCGGAAAGAAGCCAAGAGGAAGCACACCUCAAAACCUCCUGCAAAGCUGUCCAUAAGAGCAGAUGACGUCAUAGAGGCAGAAGACCCAUUCACCACAGACAACCUGGACCACCAUGUUGGGGUGCUCAGGAUAUAUGAUGAUGAAGAGGACCAAGAUCACAUCAGGUCUGGCCUCCCAGAGUCAGACAGGGACAGAGGGAGGAAAGUCAGCGCUGAGAGAGAACGAGGCACCAUCCCUAAAGACUUCGUAGUGAAGGAGUUUCACGAUGAACCAAGUGACGAGGAACCCAGUGAUGAUGAGAUGCUGGCUUACUGAGGCAAAAGCAAUAAACUAUGGAUUAUGAGAAUUUGAAUUGUGGCAGUAUAGAUCUUGCACAUUUCAAUGCAAUCCCAAAAAGAAAAGGGGGGGGGGUUCUGAGAUGAGAAAAACAGUUUGUAGUGUCAGUCUGCUGGGUUUUAGAAAACCCUGGAAGUGGAAUCGAAUAUUUGACGGUUGGCCCUUCGACUGGUGUAGUUUCCCUACAUUGCCUUAGUUUACAGAUGCCUGCAU